Messenger RNA from Brettanomyces nanus, 4692 nucleotides. RefSeq lists its product as uncharacterized. NCBI's taxonomy places the organism in Eukaryota, Fungi, Ascomycota, Pichiomycetes, Pichiales, Pichiaceae. The record is from RefSeq and is a predicted model, not a curated record. Gene Ontology annotation, biological process: vesicle transport along actin filament; actin filament organization. The transcript has a single exon. Gene Ontology annotation, molecular function: ATP binding; microfilament motor activity; actin filament binding. Gene Ontology annotation, cellular component: cytoplasm; actin cytoskeleton; vesicle. Bases 1 to 4692 code for a protein of 1563 amino acids.
AUGGCCACCAAUUUCGAACCUGGUACUCGUUGCUGGAUUCCUGACAAAGAAGAAGGUUGGCUAGGAGUUGAAGUCAAGGAGCUUACUCAUAGAAAUAACAGAUACCAACUUCAUUUGGUUAGUGAAGAUGGCGAGAAGAAUGUCGAUCUUGAGAUUCCCUCACUUGAAGAAGGAACUGAUGGUCUUCCCCUGCCAAGAAAUCAGGUCGAGACUGUUGAGGAUCUGACCGAAUUAUCUCAUCUCAAUGAGCCUUCCGUGUUGAACGCGAUAAGAACCAGAUAUGCUCAAUUAAACAUAUACACAUAUUCCGGUAUUGUUCUUAUAGCCAUAAACCCAUUUCAGCGUAACGACGAAUUGUAUUCUCAACAUCGUAUUCAAAGAUAUGCGUUCAAGCACAGAGGAGAAGAAGAACCUCAUUUAUUUGCCAUUGCAGAAGAGGCCUAUCGUUGCAUGAUCAAUGAGAAGCAGAAUCAAUCCAUUGUCGUCUCUGGUGAAUCUGGUGCAGGAAAAACCGUUUCAGCAAAAUACAUUAUGCGGUAUUUCGCCUCUGUUGAAACCGAUGAGAAGAAGCAUGAUAUGUCUGAAACCGAGAAGAGGAUCUUGGCUACCAAUCCAAUUAUGGAAGCAUUUGGUAAUGCCAAGACCACCAGAAAUGAUAAUUCUUCUCGUUUUGGUAAGUAUUUAGAGAUCCUCUUUGACAAAGAUGUUGUCAUCUGUGGUGCCCGAAUCAGAACUUAUCUUUUGGAGCGUUCACGUUUGGUUUUUCAACCUCAUACAGAGCGUAAUUAUCAUAUCUUUUAUCAGCUAAUGUCAGGCUUGGAUCCCUCUACUAAGAAGGAGUUUAGUCUCACCUCUACUUCUGAUUUCUUCUACUUGAACCAAGGUGGUGUGCCUGAAAUUGACGAUGUUGACGAUGCCAAAGAGUUUGAAGAUACAUGUCAGGCCUUGGCUAUGGUCGGCAUCGGUGGUGUAAAGCAGAAAGAGAGCUUUAGGAUUUUGGCUGGUUUGCUUCACAUUGGUAAUAUCAAUAUUCAAAGAACCAGAAAUGAUGCUAUCUUAUCUGCCGAGGAGCCAAGUCUUGUUAAGGCUUGUGAAUUGUUGGGAUUGAAUGCCCAAGACUUUGCUCGAUGGAUUGUUAAGAAGCAGAUCAAUACCCGUACCGAAAAGAUUAUUUCUAACUUGAACUACGAUCAGGCCAUUGUGGCUCGUGAUUCUGUUGCAAAGUAUAUAUAUGCUUCCCUAUUCGACUGGCUGGUUCAGUUCAUCAAUGUCAAUCUCUACACACCAGAGUCGGAGGCCCAAGUGGCCACUUUUAUUGGUGUGUUGGAUAUCUACGGUUUUGAACAUUUCGAGAAGAACUCUUUUGAGCAAUUUUGUAUCAACUACGCCAACGAGAAGUUGCAGCAAGAGUUUACUCAACACGUCUUCAAGUUAGAACAGGAAGAGUAUAUUAGAGAGGAGAUCGAAUGGUCUUUCAUCGAUUUUUCUGAUAACCAACCUUGUAUCGAUAUUAUCGAAGGUAAGCUGGGUGUCUUAGCUUUACUUGAUGAAGAGGCUCGCCUACCUUCCGGUAGCAAUCAGCAAUGGAUUGAUAAAAUGUAUCAGUCCAUGUUGAAGAAGCCUACCGAUGAUGUGUUCCACAAACCCCGCUUCAGCAACAAUAUGUUCAUAAUAUCUCACUAUGCUUUGGAUGUCACUUAUGAUUCCGAAGGAUUCAUUGAAAAAAACAGAGAUACUGUUUCCGAUGGUCAGCUGGAUAACCUUAAAGAUACAACCAAUAAUCUUCUUUCUGAAGUCUUGAAAACAGCUGAAAAAACUGCAGAAAAGCUGGGCCAAAAUCCUCAAGGUGGAAGAAGAACGGGGAUGAUGAGAAAGCCCACUCUUGGUAACAUCUUCAAGUCGUCUUUAAUUGAAUUGAUGAAAACUAUCAAUUCAACGAAUGCUCAUUACAUUCGUUGUAUCAAGCCAAAUGAACAGAAGAGGGCAUGGGAGUUUGAUUCGCUAAUGGUUCUCUCUCAGCUUAGGGCUUGCGGUGUUUUAGAAACAAUUAAGAUUUCCUGUGCCGGUUUCCCAUCACGAUCAACAUAUCUAGACUUUUUGAUCAACUUUGCGGUUCUGCUGCCAUCUACUGAGCGUGAGAAGUUUUUGCGUGGCGAGGCCUCUGAAGCGGAAGCUAAAGAGGCUACCAGAAUGCUUCUUGCCGGUGAGAUUAUGGAUAAUCAUAAAUACCAAGCAGGUAAGACCAAAGUGUUCUUCAAAGCGGGAAUUUUAGGUUACCUUGAGAAGUUGAGAUCUCAUAAGAUUAAGGAAUCUGCUAUUGUCAUCCAAAAAUACUUGCGUGGAUACCAGGUACGUCAACAAUAUUUGGCAGCCAUCGAAUCGUUGCGCUCUUUACAAGCACUACUCAGAGGUUACUUGGCCAGAAAACGGAUUCAGAAGCAGAUCGAGAAGGACUCAGCUACAGCAAUCCAGUCUCUUGUCAGAGGUUAUAUGCUGCGGAAGCAGUUCAACGAGAUUAUUGUUUCGCUUAUUGCUUUCCAGGCUUUCCUGCGUGGUGCUUAUCUCAGAUUGGAUAUUUCCCAGCAUUUGCGUUUGGAAGCUGCUAUAAGUCUUCAAUCUGUGUUUCGUGGUUAUUCCGUUAGAAAGGAGUAUUCUCAUACCGUGCGUGCUGCUACAAUCAUUGAAUGCUGCUGUAGACGUCUGAUGGCUAAGAAGAGGUAUGUUAAGUUACGUAAGGAGGCAAAGUCUUUGAAUCGUAUGAAAGAAGUUCAAUACAGUUUGGAGAACAAGGUGAUCGAGCUUACUCAAGGUCUCGCUUCUAAGGUGGAGCAGAACAGUAAACUUGUUACACAGAUUGAGCAACUUCAGAAGAAUCUUAAGGAUUCACAAGAUUCUCGGGAAAACUUCAAGAAGAGAGAACUAGAGAUAAUUUCUCUACACGACGAAGAGACAUCGGAGCAUCAGAAGGCAGUGGAGAAGCUGACGGCAGAUAUCUCUUUAUUCAAGAAGGAGUACGAGGAUGCCAAGGCCCAGGUGGAAGUGAUGAGUGCCUCUCAUGUCAAGUUAAAGGAGGAAUUGAGAGAAAACAUUUCUCAAUUGAAGAAGGCUCAGGAAGAGUUGGAUUCAAGCAGGCAAGAAAACGAGACUUUGCAUGGAUCUGUGGACAGAUUACAGAAAGAGCUCAAGGACCUACAGAAGCAGUUGAGUACGGCAGUUAUAGUGAAUGGCAGAAAUGGAGGAUUUAUUUCUACUUCUUCUUCGCCACUCCGUAGAAAUGUGGCCAGCUCGCCAACGAAUGGCAAUUAUGACGUAAGACCUGUCUCGAUCUUUGCUCCAACAACGAAAGAGGAGAAUAGCUUGGAGGCUAUCAAUACGGAAUUAUGGACCUUGCUAAAAGACGCCAAAACUCUGCAUAAGGAGGUUGUGGAUGGCCUACUAAAAGGUCUGCGGCUUCCUGCUGCAUCUGUGGCUUCCGAAUUGACUCGGAAAGAAGUUCUUUUCCCUGCAAGAAUUAUUAUUAUUAUCCUCAGUGACAUGUGGCGUCUUGGUUUGACAUCGGAAUCUGAAACAUUCCUUGGAGAAGUGUUGUCGGUGAUUCAAAACAUCGUUGGCUCUCUUAAAGAGGACGAUGUUAUUGCCCACGGUGCAUUUUGGCUAACCAAUACCCACGAGCUCUACAGUUUUGUGGCCUAUGCUCAGUCGACGAUUCUCGCUAAUGAUGCUAUUUCUAAGGACAUGACGGACUCUGAAUACGACGAAUACUUGAAGCUUGUUGCCGUUGUUAAAGAGGACUUUGAGUCUCUUUCUUACAAUAUCUACAACAUGUGGAUGAAAAAGAUGCUCAAGGAUCUCGAGAAGAAGUGUAUUUCUGCUGUUGUUCUAGCUCAGGCUUUACCAGGAUUUGUAGCACCAGAGUCUCCUUCCCCCCUUAUUACAAAGAUGUUUCACAACGAGCCUAAGUACAAGAUGGAUGACGUUCUUACUUUCUUUAACACGGUAUACUGGUCGAUGAAAGCAUACUUUAUCGAACCUCAAGUGAUCAAUGAGGUAAUCAUUGAGCUUCUCAAGUUUGUUGACGCCCUUUGCUUCAACGACUUGAUCAUGAGAAGAAACUUCCUCUCAUGGAAGCGUGGUCUUCAAUUGAACUACAAUGUUACCAGACUGGAAGAAUGGUGCAAAGCGCAUGAUAUCCAAGAAGGAUCGACAUAUUUGGCACAUCUAUUGCAGGUCUCGAAGCUAUUACAACUUCGUAAGAAUACUCCAGAUGAUAUCGAGAUCAUCUACGAGAUCUGUUAUGCUCUAAGGCCGGUGCAGAUUCAGAAAUUGAUCUCACAAUAUCACGUUGCAGAUUAUGAAACUCCGAUUUCUCCAGCGGUGACUAAGGCAUUGGCAGAUAAAGUAAAGAAGACAGGAGGAUCGACCGACUUCUUCGAGCCAUUAAAUGCAGAAGGCCACUUUGAAGAUCCAUUCCGUCAUGUUGAGUUACGUCCAUUCCAUCGCGUUGAAGCUUACGUUCCAGCGUGGUUGAACGUUCCUGUUAUUCGGAGAAUCGUGGAGUUGGUUACAAAGAAUGCAACAAUUCAAGAAGCUCUCCAAAGACAGCUGCUGUUAAAGGAGGAGGAAAGAGAAGGAGAGUUGGCGCAGAAUGGAAAUACUAACGGCUACAGUGAGGCUGAGACUGUGCAGAAUUAA